AUUUGUCGCUUGGACGACACAGAAAAUUUAAUUCAAAACAGGAACACGUAAAAUUCGUGCAAGCUGAAAUUUGACUUGGGCAUUUCACCGCAGCACGAAACCGAGCUAACGGUCAAAUUCGGCCAACCGAUUCCUCCACUAUAUUUUUCCCUUCCGUUAUUUUUAUAUUAUUUAUUGUUUUCUUCCUCAUGGGAGUCGAUGACGCUUUCCUCGAAGCCGGAAAGAAACCUGGGCUAGAGAUCUGGAGGAUUGAGGUAACUGGUGGUUAUUCGUUUUACUAAUGUUUAGUAAAUAUUACAAAUUUCAUAUUCGGUGUAAGGCGUCUAAGAUCGUUAACUCUUCAGUACAACAUUACAAAUAUAUACGGGAACCGGAAAUCGAAUAGCGAAUAGUAAGGCGUACGCCAACAGGAGGCAAAUUCGGGGACUGGUUUCAUCCAAAGAUAAUCUGAAAGAGUAAAGCUCUGUUUGUGACAUUUAUUUCAAAACCGUCAAAAAACUUAUCUUAAUGCUUAUCUUUGUUUAAUGUAGUAUCGAUAAAAGUGUAGCUAUAUUCACUAUCUCUGCUAAUUGCACGUCAGAAAUAAAGUUAUACGCUGGUACUUAUGAUUCAAUGUUUUUUAUUUUAUAGAGUGGCCUAUAAAAUUCACCACCAACGUAUUAAAGACAAAUUAACUACAACACACAACUCAGCUAAGGUGGAAAUAUUGCCUCAGCGAGUAAAAAUUUCGCAUUUCAACGUAAAUUUUCAUUUUAGGUCUUACAUACCCAGCAAAGAAUUCUGGCAGAGGAAUACAUGUCAUAAUCGUGUUCCUGGGUAGCUGCUAAUUUUUUAACUUUAAAAUUUGAAUGCGGGGUGCGGCCGGAUUUACUCAAAACGCACGAAAUGAGCAUUCUAGACUCUGCAGGUUUCCUAUACAUUUUACAAAGCGAAAUCGUACCACUGGGUUAAGUAUAAACUUUAGCCAUCAGGGCUGAACAACUCUCUGUUAAGUCAAGCUUAGCCAAUGGCAUUCUAAUUUUUUUUGUCCAGCUGGAACACUGAAGAUCUUGGCUUACCACCAAAAUGCAGUUAACGUUCGCCUUUACAUAAACAUCGGUUAGCUUUUUUCGUUGCUAAAGAAAUUAAAUAUUGAUCAAAUUCAAAUUUUACACACACAUCUAGAACUUACAUUCUUUUUCAGGAUUUUUAGGUUAUUUUUGCAUUUAGAGAACGGGGAAAAAAAACACGUGAGAACCAACGUCCAACGCUGGGUGUCAAAUCUUUUCUCUGCAAGAGGGCCAAAGGAGGAAAUUAUUUUCUAAAUAUUAAUUCCACUCUGUGAAAAUUUUCUGAAAGUAAAAGUAAUCAGUUCUUUGACAAACGCCAAAAUGCAUGCUGCACUUAAGCAAGCUAAGUUAACUUUCAAUUGCACUAAGGAAAAGGAGAACUUUCAAAUGUACUGACUUCGUACCGCCUUCGUAUGUACCAGCGAUUAGAAAAUUUCGAUCGCGAACUGAACAAAAAGAGGAAAAUAUCCUUAAAAUAUCUUGCUUUGAGGCAUUUUUGAACUGGAACAAUCCAAUGAUACUUACUAAUACUUAAAAUACAUUCUUUUCCAUUAAGUAGUGACCUUGAAAUCCCCUAUUCUACUCUCUAGUACCUGAUAUAUAACAGAUUAGUACUGGUCGUUCCACUCUAUUCCUACAGUCUAUGACUAUUCAUAGCACAUCUUGAUGGAAGUAAAUGUUUUUUAAUCUCUGUAAAUAUAUAGCAUGCAGUUCUAUUGCCCAGCAACCACAAACCAAGAAAAAGACAGCGCGCAAAGUUUCAAAUAAUAUGUACAGUAACCAAAUUAUUUUCUUCGAGUUGUUCAUUUGGCGAGCGUUAAUAUAUUAUAGAAUCAAUGUUUUUUAGGAGGUAACUGACAAAGAUAGGUUGCGAACGGUCAGUCUCAAUUUCAAAAUGUUUGUCAAAUAAUUUUAUCCUUUCAUUUGAUCUUUGGAGUUUAAGAUUUUGAGCGGAUGUCUAGGCACUGCAGGAACAUUAUUCACAAAGCCUUCUUAGCUUGUUUAAUGGGUUUAUCGUUAAGAAACAAUGUGUCUCAACUUUACCUUUUCAAGACUUUGUGAGCUACGAUCCGACAACGGCGACGUUCAUGAAACUUUCGGCAAUUAUCUCAAGUCUCCCAGUCGACUUAAAAGAAGGGAAUUUAGGUUGGGGCUGAGACAGGUUCAGGCAGAGAUGGUAGAAUUUAUUCACCUUGCCGUUCCCUUUCUUAAGUAAACUUUAAAAAUUUGGCGAUUUUACGUCGUAGUUGUGCAGGGACAGCAGAAAAAUUGCUCGUUAAACCUAUUGCUUUUUUGAUGUUGCCGUUGCCGUUGCCGUUGCCGUUGCCGUUGCCGUCGCCGUCGUAGUUUUGUACUGAGGUCCCUAUAGCCACUCACAUAACGAUGUGAACCCGAAGUGAUUCGACCUGCUAGGUAAUUCUCUCUCAUUAACCUUAACGCAACUCCCUCCAAGACAGACAUCAGUGCCUCCGUCUUGGAGCGGUGUGUGCCCUAAACGGAUAGUCUAAGAAAAUGACUGAACUACGACAGGAGCCUCGCCUUAUUGUGAUAUAUAUUAGGGACCUUACAAAACGACGACAGCGACGGCAACGGGAACGUCAAAAAAGCAAUAAGUUUUAUGAGCAAAACAACAACUCUGCACGUGCAUCACGCUUUUUUGUACAUUUUUUUGCCGUCCCUGUAUAACUAAGACGUGAAGGGACCAAAUUUUAAGUUUACUUGGAAACGGGAACGGCAAAGCGGUAAAUUGUACAAUCUCUGUCAGAACUUGGGCGCGGUCCCUUCUCUUCAGCUCUAACCCAAUUCCUUUCUUUUAAGUAUAACUACGCCCCUUGGAAUAAUCGCGAAAAAAAGUGAAAAAAGUCUAUUUUUCAUUGAAGUUUUCAUGGAUGUUGCCGUUGUCGGAUUGUAAGGUCCCUAUUGUCCUCUACGGACAGUCACUGUAUUCUGUCACCGUUACCGACAUAGGAAGGGUGCAUGCUUUCUAAUAAAUUCGGAUGAAUGAAUGAAUUAAUAAACGAAUGGAUGGAUGAAUGAAUGAAUAAUGUUUAAAUUAAUACCAUAGUGGACUGGAUCAUAUAGCUAUUUCAUAUAGAAAGGUUUGUUUUGGUUUAAGUGUGCUUAAAUGGAUCCACGAUAGGAUAAAUCAGACUUUGCCUUCACAGGGUUAGAUAGAGCUUAACAGAUCUUUUUAAGAUCUUUUUAGCUCUUUUUAAUUUACAGCGUUUAAUUUUAUCCUCGCGGUAUCUUUUUGUCUGCGUUUGAAACUGCAAGUUGUAGCUCUAGGAAGGAUUACAUGCUUCUUGUUAAGGUAAUGUGAAUUUUCUUUCUGUUGUAGAAACUAAAAGUUGUUGCUCAAGAUGUGAGUACCUACGGCACAUUCUAUUCAGGAGAUUCGUACAUUUGUUUAUCGGUAAGUUUGCAUACAUCGAACGGAUCGGUACACACUGGUGAUCACUACAGUUUUUUUACUGAAUUUUCCACAUUUGUUGCUUUCUAUUUUCUUUUCCUUUGUUUAGUUUAUUUAUUGAAGUUUUGAUUUUAUAUAUUCAUUCAGUACUUGUUUCUCUGUUUACUUUGAUUUCGUUUUUUCUUCAUCUUUAAAUUUACCAGACAAGGAAAGUUGAGUCUCAUUUAGAAUGGGAUAUCCAUUUUUGGCUUGGUAGUACAACCUCACAGGUAAAUGCAUUAUUAUGCGGUUUUCAAUGCAGAGUUGAAAGCAAUUCUUCUAAGAAGUGUACGAUAUUGCCUUUUUUUUAUACCGACCAGCAUGUGUGAUGUGUUAUUAUAAUCGUAUCAUAUUAAUUAAACCACAAAUAAACCAUUUCGUUAUAGGACGAGCAGGGCGUGGCAGCUUACAAGACAGUGGAGUUGGAUGAUCAUUUAGGUGGGGGUCCUGUGCAGUACAGGGAGGUAGGUCGGCAACAAAAUAGCCACCAACUGAAUAUAGUUGUACAGUAGUUAUCUCUUAUCAUUUACGUGGGGUCCUGUGUAGUACAGGGGGGUAGGUUGGCAACAAGAUAACCACAAAUUGAAUAUAGCUGUACAGUAGUAAUCUUUUAUUUAUAUAAGACCAACUUUCUGUUCUGCCCAAGAAACAUUUCAUUCUGUCGCCGAAAGUCUAUGUGGGUUUUACUAUGUGAAGUUGUAUUCCAACGAACGUUUCAAGCCAGCGGCCUACACGUCAUGCGCUUAUGAUAUUCAACAUGAUUCAGUGAAUAUCUACUCACCCUCCAGAGUAAAUUAUGAUAAUUUAUUAAUUUCAGACUAAGAAUGAAUUAAGGAAAGGAAAGGUAGUGCCAAGGACGAACUAUAACUGAAUUCAAUAGUGAAUAAAACUACAAUUAUGAAUAAUGCUCUGAUCAGUCGGCACAAAUAACAUGUGAUAACAAGGACCAAUUCGUUCUUAAUUUCUGUAUCUUUGUCUGUAUUAGGUUCAAGACCAUGAAUCAAGAAAAUUUCUGUCUUAUUUUCCUAAAGGAAUAAGGCGAGUGGUAUUUUUAUCUAUUGUAUUGUUUUAUUAGAGAGGUACCCUUGGCCAAAUGAGACGUAAUAACAGAAUUUUAGUUAAGUCACCCGGAUGCAAGACAAGUUUACAAACGUUACAUGAUGCAUGCCUUUUAAAGAAAUUUAAAGUNUAUUCAACAUGAUUCAGUGAAUAUCUACUCACCCUCCAGAGUAAAUUAUGGUAAUUUAUUAAUUUCAGACUAAGAAUGAAUUAAGGAAAGGAAAGGUAGUGCCAAGGACGAACUAUAACUGAAUUCAAUAGUGAAUAAAACUACAAUUAUGAAUAAUGCUCUGAUCACUCGGCACAAAUAACAUGUGAUAACAAGGACCAAUUCGUUCUUAAUUUCUGUUUCUUUGUCUGUAUUAGGUUCAAGACCAUGAAUCAAGAAAAUUUCUGUCUUAUUUUCCUAAAGGAAUAAGGCGAGUGGUAUUUUUAUCCAUUGUAUUGUUUUAUUAGAGAGGUACCCUUGGCCAAAUGAGACGUAAUAACAGAAUUUUAGUUAAGUCACCCGGAUGCAAGACAAGUUUACAAACGUUACAUGAUGCAUGCCUUUUAAAGAAAUUUAAAGUGAUUGAGUCAGUUGGAGAACAAAUUGGAGUACAAAAUUAGUUGCGCCUUGCUUAUCUUUCUUUCUGGUAGAUACCUUGAAGGCGGGGUCGAGUCAGGCUUCAGGAAAGUACAAAGAGGUGUUUAUGAGAAAAGGCUCUUUCAUGUCAAGGGCAAAAGAAAUGUGCGAGUAUCACAGGUUGGUUUUACGGUUAUUUAAUUAUACCCCUUUGUUUUUUCAAUUCAUUCAAAAACCACAUUGUAAUCCUUCUUGACAAUGUGUUAAAAAUGAACAAAAACUAGUUGUGAUUAAAAAGAGAUCGAGUAUAAUUAUAUGAUACUUGGCAACAUCGUUAUCACUGUCCCUUUUUUGGCAGAUUACAGAGUACAGGUUCGCAGUUUAUCAUUAUUAUUAUUAUUAUUUUAUUUUUUCAACAAUUCUACUAGAAAUGUUUGAGUUUAAAGUCAAUGUGUAGCCUGUACGGUGGGCGAUCGAAGGCGAAGGGAAAGAGGGAAACUAGGCGCGCGCACACGGGGUGAGCGAGCGAGGACAGAGUGAAGAGUUCCUUCCUUCCCUGCGCGCCUAUAGCGAUUUUGCGCACCCAAAACACCCAAGAGCCAUCAUGGCUCUUGGGUGGCGCACCUUAAUUCCCCCGUUCUCUUCUUCUUCAAAAGCCUGCCACGCAGGUUAGUGAUUCAUUAUUGACAAUAUAAGGCAAUUGUAUGGCGCGCGAGGAAGGAGAAAAGGGAGCAUCGCGCGCGCUCACGUUAGACAUUAUUAGUCUUUCCUAAAGUGUUUCGCGACAAUUAAUGGUACGUUUGUACAUGUUGUUUGCAGGUAGAACUUCACUACACUUCUCUAAAUAAAGGAGAUGUGUUUAUCCUGGAUGAAGGGAUGACUAUUCACUGCUGGAACGGUUCACAGUGUAGCAGAACUGAGAGAAUGAAGGUAUGCCUAAGCUAAUCAUUCCCUUAACAUCUGAUCGAGGAAAAUCAAAGUCCCUUAUCUCCACCAACCCCUUUUCUAUGAUACUUAAGGUUUGUACAAGGGUUUGGGGUCACAUUAUAGACGUAUGUUUGAGGACGGAAUAAAAUGACUAAUUUUCAUAUUCUUCCGGCACAGCCGCUAUCUAAUCAUCACCAUUCGUGGAUAACCUGGUAUUCUCUCACAUUAUUUUCGUUUGGUUGCCCCCCUUUAUGCUGUUGCCAAAAUUUAUAGCAUCAACAAGGUUACAAAGUUCAAGAAGCAUUGUGAUGGGAAGUUCUUGUUUUCCAGGGAAUUGAAGUAGCCAGACGUAUAAGAGAUGAAGAAAGAGGAGGAAAAGCAAAGCUUGUCAUUAUAGGUACUAUAUCUCACUGCAUACACUUCAGUCAGCCUGCGAGUAAGCUCUCCAUUUCGGGAAUAGAAGUCACAUUAAAGCGGCACGCACCGUGAAGACGAUGGGUGAAGAAUGCCUUCUCUCCUCCAGAGAUGCCUUCGCUGCGAUUCAGCCCUGUGCGUUGUCUUUUUUUUUUUACUUUUUACGAGCUACGACGUAAGGGGGCAUCUGUGGAGGAGAGAGGCUCGCCCUUUCUUUGCGGAGGAGAGAUUCCCCGCCACUUGCUCACUACUCACUAGCGGGGGACAUGAACUGGAGAGCUUGCUUGCAGGCCACUUUUACAUCAUAAGAGUUCACUCUGUUAAAACAUUUUGAGCUUUUGCAUCAAUUUUGGUCUUCUUGACCUUUAAUAAUCAGGUUAUUAUUUUCAGACGAGGGUAAAGACCACCGAGACGAAAACAGUUUUUUCGAAGCCCUCGGCUCACGAGGUGACGUCAAGGAUGCGUCUGAAGGAGGCGAUGACGUAGCGUUUGAAAAAACCAGUCAACAAAUUGUUACUCUCUACAGGUAUUAGAUACCAGCAUUUAUAACACUGCUAUUCUAAAGUAAGUAAAGAGAUAAUUUAGAAUCGUUUCCUUUGCCUAACAAGAAACUUAAAGAUGCGAUACUUACACUCAGAUUCACUGCAUGACUUAUCAGCGCUUUAAGCUAACGUUUGCGGAUACAUUCGGGAGGGUCUCACAAAUUCAAGCUUUUUCAAUUUCUUAACUGAAACUUGCCUGUCAAUUUUAAUUAAUUUAUUUUUAACUCGAGUGUCCGAAUAAUAAGGACAGAAUGUAAUAAAUAAAGAUUUUCUAAUCAUUGCUAAACGAUUAAAAACCGCCUCCUAAUAAGCUCAGUCAAGAGAACGCCGGUCUGCUGAGUGGGAGGUCGCACUGGUUCAAACCCAGGCCGGACCAACACUCAGAGUCUUUAAAGAAAUGAGGAGCCAAAGUGCUGCUUUUGCAAUGACAUCUAUUUUAUUUAUUUAUUUUAUUUUCUUAGCUUCGCCUAUUACUGAACAAUGAAUAAUAAAUGCUUAAUAGGCAGGGGUGCCACAACAGCGGUGACCCAAUUACAGUGGUCCCAGAGCUUAAAAGAUAUGUAAGAAACAGUAGAACUUCAUAUAUCAAUUACAAACAACAACGGUUAGACUUCCUAGACUUCUCAGAUAAGGGCGGAAAACGUAGGUCUGGUCUCACAGCACUUCACUUAUCAGGUUCUUGUUGAAGGUGAAAGAACCCAUACCACUGUUCUGAAAGAGCAGGGGACGUAGACCCGCUUGUUUGGCCAACCUCUUCUCUGCUGGGUGGGUUAUCUGUAAGAACACACUUAAAAUUAGAGCCCCGUUCUGUUGUUAGCCUGCGAACGACAGACGUAUUUCCGGUCGUUGCUUCUCUCCCUCCGAAAAAUAGUUUUUCUCGGCGGGUGAAACUAAAGCCAAAAAGCCCGGAUGCUCUCGAGCUACUCUGUUGUAUGUUGCGCACCAUAUAAUAUAGUGGAAGUGAUUAAGUGAAUAAUAGCCUACAACCUGGAAGGCAAGAUUAUAGAUUGCAUAGCUAGCGCAAUAUUCUCUUUGCAGGGUUUCUGAUGAAAGUGGAAGUCUAGAGAUGACGCCUAUCAAUGAAAUGCCUUUAAAAAAAGAGCAUUUGGAUCCGUAUGUGAGUAANCGAAAAAUAGUUUUUCUCGGCGGGUGAAACUAAAGCCAAAAAGCCCGGAUGCUCUCGAGCUACUCUGUUGUAUGUUGCGCACCAUAUAAUAUAGUGGAAGUGAUUAAGUGAAUAAUAGCCUACAACCUGGAAGGCAAGAUUAUAGAUUGCAUAGCUAGCGCAAUAUUCUCUUUGCAGGGUUUCUGAUGAAAGUGGAAGUCUAGAGAUGACGCCUAUCAAUGAAAUGCCUUUAAAAAAAGAGCAUUUGGAUCCGUAUGUGAGUAACAUUACACCUUUGAAAAUUGUAUAACGAUAAUAAUAACAAUAAUAAUAAUAAUAAUGAUUUAUUGACAGUAGUUUUACAUCUCUCUUACUAACUAAAAACUAAGUAUUUACAUAAUGUUACUAAAAAAGCCAACCAUUUACAUAAUGCACUUAAACUCUGUUAAAACUGUUAAGUCUAAAAUACUACAAUACUGUGAGUAACCGUAACUAAGAAACCUUAUCAAGACAACUCAUGAGGCUCAACUUCACCGCAAGCCUACUGUAUAGCCCACGUUUGCGAUUUUUUAUUCUGAGCUUAUGUAGAACAGGUAAAUGUUGUACGUAAAUAUGCUAUAACUUUUCAACCAAGCUUGCUAGACCGCACGACAAGUUUAAAAUGGCGUUUCCUUGACAACUUAAAAGAAACUAUUUGACAGCGGAGCUCAGGUGAAGAAGCAAAGUCUAUUACUACCUCUUUGUAGAUGUAAGAUUUGCUCUUUACACCUUUAUCAGGGGCGGAUCCAGAAAAUUCAGAAAGGGGUGGCCGGAACACUUAACAGCUCUAUUCUAAAUCCUUUUUGUUUUUUGAGACUGAAUUCUAUAAAACUAAUUCAAAGGAAAAGGGCUGACCGCGGUCCCUUCGGCCCACCCCUAAAUCCGCUAAUGUUUCAUUGAUUCUGUUUAUCUACUGCCAUCCAUCCCUCAGGAACUCAGGAACAAAUCUCGUUCAAAAUGUUGUGUCAGGGAAAAUGACUGUAAACGUACACAGUCAAUGUAAUGUAAUUAACAAAAUAAGGAACAACAAUUCGGUGUGGUGUGUCCGGUUGGAUUCACCCGUCCACAGGAAUACGUUAAGCGUUACUAGCUAGUAGGAGCGCUCAAAACAAGCCUGCGAUGUGAAUGUUGGCAUUUUUGAAUGUUGUUGUAGCUAUAUCGAGUAAACUGGCCUUAUCUUUCCUAGUUACAGCGCUUUUAGCCAAUAUUUCUCAACUUGUCAGAACAACAGAGCGUUGUUGUCCGCCAGUUUGAGUUUUCACUUAAGACUGGACCCGAGUUUUUGACGUAGUUGACUUUAAAAAUAUAUCCGGUUUCAGUCGUCCACACGAAUUCACCAAACCCAUCGGUUCAAAAAAGAGAAACCACUCUGCAGAGUGGUUUCAAAAGUAUGCUGUUUCGAUGUGCUGAUUGACUGGUUUCGUGUGGACACAAGGCCGAUUCCUAUAAAAAAGUAUGCGGUUUUAAAAGUGUCCGCAUUCGUUAAUGAGGCGGUUUAUGUCGUUGUAGGACUGUUUUAUUCUGGACUGUGGAAGUACUGGUAUAUUUGUUUGGAUCGGUAAGAAGUGCACUGACGCAGAAAAGAAAGCAGGAAUGAAAAAUGGAUUGGUAAGCUUUACUAAAUUGAUAAACAUAAUGUGACACGGAUAGAGGGCCGCUACAGGAGCCAUGAUCAUUAUCGCUGCAAGAGGUACUGCCCUCUUAAGAUUAAGUCUGUUGUAUUGUAUUUCAUUAUAUGGCUGAAUCCGCGAGCGGGAAAGAUGAAGUGAAUCCUGCAUUCUGAUUGGAUACCCGAGCGGGCAAGAUUGGCUCGUCUUGUCCUCUCGGGAUCUCCCGCGUGUUCCCGUUCCCGUUCCCAUUCUCUUGUGCUUGGUCAAUGAAGAAUUUUAAAUGUUUGUUUACAAGUCUUCUCACCUCUUUCCCUUUCCCCUAUUUCUCCUGUAAGUGUUUCCCAUGCAGCUUUGAGGAAUUCUGAAAAGGCCUCAUAAAUCCUAGUGAUGGUAUUUCUGAAGUAGGCUUAUUUCUCCCUUUUGUCAAUUGAAGGAAUUUAUAAGCAAGAAGGGAUAUCCUCAGUGGACACAAGUCACCCGUGUGGUGGAGGGUGGUGAGACACCGAUCUUCAAACAGUUUUUCUCAGGGUGGAGAGACGAAGGUGAACAGGUUGGACUGGGAAAGGUGUUCAGGCAGGGCCACUUAGGUGAGUCUAUACCACUCCCAUAUAUGUUCUUUAUCUUCACUGCCGAUACCGUAUUUAUCUUAUCAGAACAAAGAACGAAAGUAAACACACGAAAAAAGCAAAAACAAAAACUAAGGCGAUUGUGUUGGUAUAACUUUAGUGUAGGCUUAUCUCUUAAAAUUCUCCUUGGAGCGGGCUAAGUUGCGCUGUGGGUAUAAUCUGGGACCACACCAAUUCCACAAAGAGUCUUUAGACGAGGUUGGUCUUAUCUCAGACGACAUUAUAUGAUUUGUCAAUCAGCUAAACAAAGCAACGAAAAGUUUGAUGCUAGUCAACUUCACGACCGCGAAAAACCAAAACACAAAACGGAAAUCCUCCCGGACGAUGGAACAGGAGAUGUAGAGGUAAACACGAUUCCUUUAUUUACACACUUUAGUUUAAAAACAACAAAUUUAAGCAACACCACAUCUGAGCAAAAAAUGGAACCAAAAAGGGAAGGCUGAGUGAUUGAAUGCUAAACUAGUUAAAGGUUGCUACCCUUUUUGUCACUCGGUAUUUCACAUUUUUACGCUUUGUAGUCAUCAACUUCUCCAUGGGCCCUGCUUGCCGGCUUUGAAACCGCCGAUUUACCCUGCAUUGUUUCCAGAGUUUGAACGGAGAAACAUUUUUACCUUUUUUUUAUUAGAGAGUUUAUUGGUCGGUAAAUGUUUGUGGUUUAUGAUAGGCGAUCAAUUUAAUAAGCUGAGUUACGCAGUGCGUUUUUCAGUUCAACUGUUCAGCAGUUCUCUUUCCUCGUCCGGCCCGAGGCUGUUCAUUUGUUAUUGAUUAAGUCUUUUUUGUUUCCAGAUCUGGCGGGUCGAAGAGCGUGACUUGAUUCCGUGGGAACAGAAUUUGCACGGAAUGUUUUUUAGUGGCGAUUCUUACGUCAUCAAGUAUAACUACACGGCCAACUGGAAACGACGGAUUAUCAUCUACUUUUGGCAGGUGAAGUUAGGUUCUGGAUGCACUCAAAUACACAAUACUGAAACAUCCAACCAAGCACGGCAAAAGAACACUUAAUUUUAGAACAACCACGCGUUUUGAUAGUUAGUAAAUAAUAGAUGAUAAUAAAAUUAUAGCAUUAUAUGCGGAUUGCAAGAGCGUUAAAGUCCUAAACCAAUCGUGGCUUACAAUUUCAUAUGAUUCGAGAAAGAAAAGCCUGAUCAUAUUUGCACGAUUAAUCCUGUCUGGUAAAAAAAGAUUUUAUGAAAUUCAAUUCUUUCUAAUAAACCUUUUCAAAAACGGGUGCUGUUUUUGAAACGUCCAGUGAAUUGGAUUCUUUUCAUAACUUUGGCUUUUCACUGUCAACUCGUUUACUGGUAAAAAAAACUCGGUUGUCAUCAAUUUACACAGUUAACGAAAAAAGGAAUUCUCCUUAUAAUUAUCCAGAAUCAAUUAUAAAGGAGUUUAUCGUUUUAUUGUUAUUUUUUUAUAAGGGAGCAAAAAGCAGCAUUGAUGAAAGAGCGGCGGCAGCCAUGCUAGCUGAUCAAAUGGACAAAAAAUUGGGAGGAAUAGCAACACAGGUUUGUGGCUGAGUUAAUCAGGCCACUAAAGAGCAACAGUGUCGGUCCAAUAUUCUAACAAACCUGGAUAUUGUUCCUGAAAUAUGAUGAGCUGUUUAUCUCAAUAUAUCAUAUUAAUAGAGAGAGAGAGUUAAUAUUGCGGUGGAGACGAAAACUUUUGCCAUCNUGUUAUUUUUUUAUAAGGGAGCAAAAAGCAGCAUUGAUGAAAGAGCGGCGGCAGCCAUGCUAGCUGAUCAAAUGGACAAAAAAUUGGGAGGAAUAGCAACACAGGUUUGUGGCUGAGUUAAUCAGGCCACUAAAGAGCAACAGUGUCGGUCCAAUAUUCUAACAAACCUGGAUAUUGUUCCUGAAAUAUGAUGAGCUGUUUAUCUCAAUAUAUCAUAUUAAUAGAGAGAGAGAGUUAAUAUUGCGGUGGAGACGAAAACUUUUGCCAUCUAGUGUUCAUCGAUCACUGCCAAAAAACUUAUUUUUGGAACCGCUUUUUAAAGUAACUAGGUAAUUAAAGAAAAACUAAAUUCGGCGUUAGAGACUUGGAAAUAAUAUUUGAGUCUUCUGUUCAGGGAAAUAUAGAGGCGAGAGGAGCGUUGAAUCGUCGCGCUUAUCUUUAAUUUUCGAGAUGCCACUCUUCUAUCUACUUAUUUGCUACUGGAAUAUACUGAAAGCUAUCGUAGGUUUGAUCGAUCUUCAUGCGUUUCAGGUACGAGUCGUCCAAAACAAAGAACCCGAGCACUUCUUAAGAAUGUUUCGAGGGCGCUUUAUUAUCCUGGAGGUAAGAUUCUACGACCAUAACCACCACCCAUUUCCUGACAAGUUCUUUUGUCCCACUUCUCGCGCGCCCGAAUUUCUCAUUCCCCUUUUAACGCGUGCCACGCAGUCUAAAGGUGGAUUUCCACUGUCGCGUUAUUUUUACGUGCUUAUGCGCGUAAAAUUUACGUGCGUAAAUAAAACAGACGAAUGCAUAAGAGGUCGCGCGUUAAAAGUUGAGCGAGUUCAACUUUACGUUCACGAGCGACCUGUAAAUUUCCCCUAUUUUACUUACGCAAGUAAACUACGCGCAUACGCACGUAAAAAUAACGCGGCGGGCCACGCGGCGGUGGGAAUCACCCUAAGCGCAGGCACGAGGUUGGGCCUUUUCUUCCAUUCAGAGACCAUUUUCUCUCAUGUGUUUAGCAAUAACCUUGAAUAUAAAAAGCAAAGAGCAACAAAGGAAAUGUAUUAAAAUAUUUCAUUCAGCUUACAAAGACUAGUACUUGACUUUUGUGUUGUUCACAGGGUGGUAAAGGAGCUGGAUUUCGAGCCGGUUCCGAGGAUGAUACAUAUGACAAGGAAGGCAAACGAAUGUUUCACGUACGCGGCACGUCAGACAUGAAUGCUAAGGCAAUACAGGUCAGUCACCAUUCUCUAUUCCACAGGCUGCGAUCCUUUUGGUCAACACCAAGGAUCGUCUGUUGCUCGUUCCGCUGGACAAGGAUAACGAAGGCCCUCGGGACGAGAUUGUUUAGUUACACAAUUGGUCACAGCUGUGCGUAUGCACAAGCAACCAGCCAUACCGUAUAAUGUGUAUCCAUGCAAUGUGGUCAAACAUCCGAGGCAUUUUAACGCUCGAUGCCACCAUUGUUAAUCAAGCCUUUAUGUCACGCAUGUAAUAUAUUCCCUGGUUUUCGAAUAGUUAGAAAGAACGACAUUGAAGUCCAAGUUGAAUUUUCGUUAAAAGUUACGGAAAAGGCUAGUGUCACCAGUUAUUGAUGUAACAGUUGAAAAAGACACUAGUUUGGUAGUGUAUGUACUAAAAUGUUCCUGAAAUAGACCUUGUCACGGUUUUCGACGUCAUCUUGACGAGUAGGGAAACGUGUGAGAAAUUACAGUGUUUGUAUGAGAAUCCAAUAUCGAAUAAUUUCUGUAAAACGGCUUUUCUUAAAAAAAUAUAUAAAUUGUAAACUAAAGCUACAAAGCAAAGGAUUGUACUAAAAAAUUUUGGGGGCAUACCUGUGCUUAAGUUUGUUCAGACGCUUGCUUUAGAUUUUUCAUAUAUUUGUCUGUAAUUUUUUCUGGGACUUUCCUACAGACAAAUGCAUAGAAAGUUAAAAACGUGGUUUUAGGUCUUCUAGCGCAUGGAACGGCCUCAGUUUUUUUUCAGUAGAAUCCUUAGAAGUGAAGCUUUCGUUUACAAAUCAUAUUUUUUUCAUAACAGCCGUUUUACGGCAAUUAUUCGAUAUUAGAUUCUCAAACAAACACUGUAAUUUCUCACGCGUUUGCCUACUCGUCAAGAUGGCGUCGAAAACCGUGACAAGGUCUACUCGGCGGGUCGGUGUGGUAGUGUAGUGGUAAAGGAGAGAGAUUGGGAUACGAAAGGUCCGGGUGGCGAGGUCUGGGUUUGACCUCGGGUUGCGAUUUUCUGUCUUUUUAAUAGAAACACUCUCAAUAACAGGUCAAAAAUUUUUUAAGUGUCUUAAAACUGGUAGCGACCGUUUACGACAGGGACAACUGGGGCGCCGACAGUUUCACCACCUAGCUUCAGUUUAAGUACACAGUCAAAAUAGAGCGGUUUUCAUUUGAGUGUCGAAAAGUAAUUGGUUUUGCACUUUCUACACGAUGCGAUUGGCUUAAAAGAUUCGCGCCACCUUUUCAUCCAAUCAGAAGUAAAACCAAAGCCAAUUGUGACGCGCUCGCACGAUUUUCCCGCGCUUUGCGUCAGCCACAUGUAAUUACUUCGAGUUUUGAUUGGUUCAAUGUAUUGUCUGUGUCCUAUGUGAUUGGCCAGAGUAAUUACUUUGGUUUUGGUUUUACGACACUCAAACGAAAACCACUCUAUUAGGGAGCUUAAGCAACGACGACGGCGACGGCAACGAAAACGGCAAGAAAACCAAUAGGUUUAGAUUGGCAAAAUAACAACUUUGCACGCUUUUUUGUACAUUUUUUAGCCGUCGUUGCACGACUACAACGUGAAAAUGCCUAAUUUCACGUUUUGUCGAGGACGGAAACACAAAACGACAAUUUUCUUUUUGUUUUUCUGAACUUUGAUACAAUCCUUUAGAAUUCAACUCCAAGGAAAUUUGCCAACGUUUGACGAAUUAAACGAGAUGGAAUAAACGCGAUAAACUUUGAGGCAGCGCAAAUUCACUUUUUAAGUGACGUUUUCGUAGCGGUGGCCGUCGUCGUUGCUUAAGCUUCCUACUGAUACACUGAAAGUAACGGCUUAAUAGAAAAUUUUCUAAGUAAAGCACUUCAAAGAUAACUGCUAUCUAAACUCGAAAUGUGCUGAUACUAAUCUGAGAGCGCGUUUUAUCAUGAACCAUGAACUGUUGUAAAUAGGAAGUUAAGUUGAGUGUUCGCUCGGUUCCUUUAUCUUUUUCCAGGUGCCCCGAAGAGCGGCCUCGUUGAAUUCAGGGGACAUGUUUGUACUGGAGACUCCUAAUCUUGCUUAUUUAUGGAGGGGAAAGGUGAUUACCGCAAUACCAUUACAAUACUGUCACCGCAAUAUUAUUACAAUACUGUUACCGCAAUACAAUUACAUGUAGGUAAUGUAUGGGUGUUGUGUUUAACUACAGGGAGCAUGCGCCGCCGAAAGGAGAAAUGCCAGACAGCUUAUUGACUACCUUAUGGUUGGCAGGUUGGUGUAAAUGUUUGUGCACAAGCGUUAAAGGAGGUACUUUUGACAAAUUUUUUACUUUUCUCGGGGGGCUAGGGAGGCUGGAACGACUGGAAGGUUCAAGUAUGAGUAUACUUCGCUGUGAUUCAUACCCACACGUAAAACAAUAAAAGAAACAAGAACAAACGCAUCGGUCGACAUACAAUAGUUUCCCUAAAUUUCUAAAUCUGCGGAAAACUUCAAACCUCCUCAAAACAAACAACGAUUUAAAAUUCCUUACCCCGGCAGGAAACCCGUAAAAUCCCAUAGAAUGUGUCUUUCGAAACGUUAAGUCAAGCUACAAAUCAGAGGGGGCUAAAGGGGGGGUCCCACGCAUGAUUUUUAAGGUCACGUAUCACGACAGGUAAAACAUUCACAGUUCACGGGUUUUAAUUUCGCGUUUUCACCGGUCACGACAAUUGAAAACACUAAAUCACGUAUCACGCAAUAACCCCUUUACCCCCCUCAAAUCAGGUACAGUUGUAUAUCAUGGAAGGUUACACUGUGUACUUUGUUGUUUAUGUAUUUCAAAAUAUAUUCAGUGCACACUACUAAAAUGUUUCUUAUUCAGAAGUUCUGUUUAUAGGAAGCCGGCCACAUCAUGCGUGCAUUGUUUGAUGGUACACCUUUAAUUAUCCAGUACAUUAGAGUGUAAUUAUGCAGUUAUUUACUUCCGUCUGCUUGCUGUAGGGAGGUGGAGCCAAUUCGUGAAGGGAAGGAGCCGAGACAAUUCUGGGACGCCAUUGGUGGAUAUGAAGAAUACGCCACAGGAAAAAGAAUGGAGGUGACGUGCAAUUUAAAUGGCAGUAGGCAGAAUUAGCAAAGAAAACGUACUCGCUAACCCGAAAGCGCGUGGAAAGGACCGAACCCGACUUCCUGAAGAGCCCUACUUCCAUCGGUGAAAUCAGUUUUAAGCGCGUGCUUCCGUCACUGUCAUCGCAAUGUCUUUUAGUUGCAAAGUCUACCUAGUAGAUACACGAGCGAUCGAUUAACGAGAAUAAAUUGACUUACAAAUUAUCGUUUCCCCUUUACCACAAACGUGAUUCUAACUUCUCUAUGUGUAAUUUUAAAGAUUGUAUGCAAUGUAACACCACUAAGAAUUUAUAACAUACACACUUGUAUACAUACAUAGCCUUUAUUUAAGUGUCUACGCCUUCUAAGAUUCUAGCGCCUCUCGGCACUAAUUGGGGACACAUUUAAAACCAAUAAAGUUUAACUACUAUAAAACAUAUAUAAAAGCCGGAAAAUUAACUUAUUCACUAUAAUACACUAUAAUAAUAAUAAUCAGAAUGACAAUACUCAAGGAGUAAUUCGUCGAUUUUUUAAUCUAAUUUUUAGGAAGAAAGGCCCAGCUAUCCGCCGCGUUUGUUUCAGUGCUCCAAUGCAUCAGGGGCGUUUAAAGUAGAAGAAAUAUUUGAAUUUUCUCAAGAGGUAACAUACCCUUUUAGAAGAACCGCUUAACUAUUAAAAGACGCAUAAGCCAUUUGCUGCGCACAGUUCCUUUUCAUGAUACAUUCCUAAAGAAAGCUCUUUCUUUUUUCUUCCUUUAGGAUCUUAUCGAGGAUGAUGUUAUGUUUCUUGACACUUAUGACGAGGUAUAAUGACCAUGCAAAUUUCAGGUUUUCUGGAGAACACGACAGAUUGAUCUAAUCCAGAUGCAGUGAUUUUGAUACAGUUUAGUCGAGUGAACAGCUGUUUAAGUUCUUUGCUGCCGAUCAUUUCAUCUUGUAUUUAUUGAAUAGUGUUUCUAUCGUCAGGUGUUUGUCUGGCUUGGUGAUGGAGCGAACGAAGUAGAGAAAUCUGAGGGAGUCACAGUAGCAAUGGUAAGGCUCAAAAAGUUGCCCAGUCAACUGCAGUAUCUAAGGCCUGCCCCUGUCCUCCGAGUUGUCCGUCUUAUAAAUUGGAAAGUAAGGGGGAAGAAGAAUACAGAGGAAGUUGACCAUGCUACCAUGCUAUUUCAUUGGCAACUGCCUGAGCGGUCACUCUGGCGGUCUUUUGCUUAGGGUGACGCAAGAUUGGGGCUAUCAGCCGAGGGCUUGAGGUUUUUAUUUUCAUGCAGUCUGUGACUUAAAGACAAACACGCGUUAUUUAUUGACACGCCUAAUUUUAUCUCCGUUUCCAGGAUUACGUGAGCUCUGAUCCAUCUGGAAGGACCUUGGAAGAUACAGUGAUAAUCCAAGUAAAACAAGGCUACGAACCACUGAAUUUUACUGGACAUUUUCAGGCCUGGGAUAGAGAUAAAUGGAGCGUAAGUGUAACAUCCAACUAAUUAUUUAUUUAUUUAUUUUAUUUUAUUUGCCACACAAUAAUUACAAAAAAUAUAGGAAAAGAAGAAGAAGAAAAAAAAAGAAGUGGCGAGGAGACCUAACAGAAACUAUAGGAGCUUAUGAGUCCAAUCCGGAGGAGCUUGAUACUCGAUCUCGACAAAGUGUAGUUAACUUCUUUUCUUCCGCUUUUCAGCUUCUACCUUUCAUUUAUGAACUGUUUUCAUACUUACUCAAUAAUUUAAUCUUCAGUUUUUUUCUUAAAAGAGGAGAGGGAUUGAGACUUGAUGACCUUGUUGUCAAGUGAAUUAAAAUUAGCUUGUGUUAUAUUUAUAAAUUGAAACAUCUAAAGACAAUACUGCUCUUCCUAAUAAAAAUUCGCCUUCACCAGUCGCUAAUGAGUCAGCAAUUGCGCUUUAUCCUCUCUUGGCUCCACAUGUCUCUGACGAGGUUUUCGUCUGGCCUGUGAUAUGACUUAUCCUCUUUGAAGAGGUUAAAGGAAAUCCCGGAGAGCCAUUCAGAAAAGGAAUCAACUGAAAGCCCGAGGGCGCCAUCCGCCUCCUCGCCCCAAAUUUUAAAUUGAUAUUUCUAUUUUUCACUCUCAAUUCGAUUUUUCGUCUUUUCUGUGAUUAGAAUAUUUGCUACUAUCCCCUAUCGUAAUGAUCUGCCAGUGGGGAGAUGCGCAAUAUGUGUGACCUGGGAACAGUCGCGCAGAGCGCGGACUAACAGUGGAUGGGGAAAUAUAGAAAGGACAAAGUCGCUUUGCUUUUCUGCCCUUUUCAUUUUUUUUCCUCGUGCCGCGUACCUUAAUUAUCUAUUAUUAAGAGAUUAUUCUCUCUUGCUAUUAUCUAUCUUAAUUGAUCGUGAGUCACUGGAGGCAUGGCGGCUUCUUGGAGGGAAGGAGUUACUUGGCAUUCAAUUAUAAAGUGUUCCCCUGCAGCAAGAGCUUUUGUAGUUCCUUACCUUGCAAUACACAAUAAUCUAGGUACAGAGUAUUCUUGUACGCUUCGAUUAAGGGUUAAUUCAAAUACAUGAGACACAUUUGAAAAGUACAUUUUCAGGAGAAUCAUUUCUACUUGCAAAGAAUGCCGUUUGAAUUUGAUUUUAUUAAAUACUUUUAAAAAAUUCAAAUCGUUUUAGAUAGUUAUAUCCUAUUGCUUUUUUCUCCACGAUCGAUUGUUUCUCUUUAGGAAGGAAGGACUUACGAAGAGAUGAAAAAUGAAAUGGGAGAAGACACAAUAAAAAAGUUUUCAGAGAUACGAAUAACACCGAAGGUGAGUUUUUGACAAGGCGAUUAAUCACAUUCAUACUUGAUGCAGGAAGUUAUCCUUAAAUGGAACAUUUGAAGCUUAGUAUGUCUCCCCCCAUGGACUUUGUCAGUGGAACUUGGAUUCUAGAUUCCAAUCGUUACUGGGAUUACUGGGUAACUGAUCACUCCCCCAGUUUUAGAGCUCGUGUGUUUUUUGUUUACACCAUGUUUAGACUGUAAAGACAAUGAACCACAAUAACAACGCUGAUUUUACUGAUGGUGUGUGCCAUCCAUAUGACGUCCUGGCUCAACCACACCAUCUUCUUCCAGACAGCAUCGAUAAAACCAAGAGAGAGGUAAGGUCAACAUGUACUGAAUGUGAACUUUGCACAACAACUAGAUGAAGCGCAGUUUUUAAUUUUUUACAAAUAGCCGAUAGGGUAAUGAAUACUGUUAUAUAUUGUAUACCUUAAGAUCCUUCAGAAGCCUCAGAGAAGUGUUGUUUAGCAUCAUCGGCAAAAAGAAAAAUUCGUCUAAAUAUGGCAUUAAUAGUUAUUGUUUUGUUUUGUUUGCGUUUUACAGCGCUACCUAUCAAACGAGGAGUUUUUCUUGGUAUUCGAUAUGGAGAGGACUGAGUUCGAGUCCUUGCCAAGAUGGAAGCAAGUCCAGCUCAAAAAGGAGAAAGGACUGUUUUAGUUCUUUUGCUAGCUUUAUUAAGAAACACUAACUUCUCCAGAUGCUUUCUCUACGCGUAGGGGUUAGCCUCUUGUUGGCUUUAUUACUAUUCUCGUCCCUCUGCAAGAACUGCAUGUCACCAUUUUGUCUAAAGUGACUUUCCUGCUUGAGCCGGCCUCGAUCAUUUGCAAACUGAGUCCGAACAUAGGGUUAAAUCAUAUGGUUAAGGCACAUGGUAUAUAACUGCCCAAUUCAGGCGGGUGAACGUCCCUACUCUUUUUCAGUCCUUUAUAUGUGGUAGCGCUCGCUCUUAUCGAGUGGCGGAGUUCCUGUUUACAAAAGAAUUUCACAGGACUGAGAGAAACAAAACAGUACAACUAGAGGAAAAUUUUUGCGGGU
Messenger RNA from Porites evermanni, 20102 nucleotides. The record is from the annotation of a GenBank genome assembly. NCBI's taxonomy places the organism in Eukaryota, Metazoa, Cnidaria, Anthozoa, Scleractinia, Poritidae.